Messenger RNA from Pyricularia pennisetigena, 390 nucleotides. RefSeq lists its product as uncharacterized. The record is from RefSeq and is a predicted model, not a curated record. The transcript has 2 exons. Lineage: Eukaryota; Fungi; Ascomycota; Sordariomycetes; Magnaporthales; Pyriculariaceae. The coding region runs from base 1 to 390 and encodes 129 amino acids.
AUGUCGGGGGGGGCGCCCGCCCUCGAAUACGACGUUUACCUCUUCAGCAACCACUCGGCCGCCAACGUGACCGUCUUCAUUCCGCCGACGCACAACUACCUGGACGACCGCAAGUCGCUCACCUACGCCGUCACCGAAGCCGUGUGGGGCCGCCAGGGCAGCUUUACGACAUCGCGUUUCGCCGUGCCGCGGGAGGGUGAGGCUGUGAGGCUCAAUGUCGGGGCUGGUGGGCUCUGGUUCUUUGUCGUCAUUGGGUGUCUGCCGUCUUUUGAUGCAAGGACUCGGAUACGCAAAGGCUUUGGAAAGGAACUAGAAUCGUCAAUUGACAUCACGGUCGGAUUGGUAUCAGUAGGCUCUUUAUCCAGACGGAACUGCGGGGGAAAAAAAUGA